This is a messenger RNA of Astyanax mexicanus (Mexican tetra), 2316 nucleotides long. RefSeq names its product NUS1 dehydrodolichyl diphosphate synthase subunit (gene nus1). The transcript has 5 exons. The record is from RefSeq and is a predicted model, not a curated record. NCBI's taxonomy places the organism in Eukaryota, Metazoa, Chordata, Actinopteri, Characiformes, Acestrorhamphidae. Gene Ontology annotation, molecular function: ditrans,polycis-polyprenyl diphosphate synthase [(2E,6E)-farnesyl diphosphate specific] activity. Bases 176 to 985 code for a protein of 269 amino acids. Gene Ontology annotation, cellular component: endoplasmic reticulum membrane; dehydrodolichyl diphosphate synthase complex.
GAGAGCUCCAUGUAACACAGCGGGUUCAAAGUGGAAAGGCUGAGGAAUGGCAGCCGGCAGCCUGUGGCGUUGGCGCUUGUCGGAGCGGCGUUUAUGAGCGAGCUGUCCGGAAGCCCUUAGCAUGCGGGGUCUGCUGAGCUCCUGACAGACGUGCGGUCCUAUCAGAGCCCGAAUCAUGGCGCUGUUGUACGAGUUGGUGUGGCGGCUCCUGCACUGCCUGCUGCAGCUCCAGAGAGCGGCCGCCGCCUGGAUCCGAGGCCGCGUCUGGAGGCGAGGCGGGCGGCUGUGCAGGAGAGCCGCGCUGCGGCUGCCCGGAGCUCUGGGCUUCAGCACCCAGAAGAAGACCGCCAAACCCCGCCGGGUCCGCUGGGUAGCGGACGGCAAGGCUCUGGAGAAGCUGCCCCUUCACGUGGGCUUACUGGUGGCCGAGGAGGAGCAGCAGUACACGGACAUAGCCAACCUGGUGGUGUGGUGCAUGGCGGUGGGCAUCUCAUAUGUCAGCGUGUAUGAUAAUGAAGGUGUCUUCAGGAGGAAUAACUCCAGGCUAAUGGAGGAGAUUAUGAAGCAGCAACAGGAGCUCCUGGGCUCAGAAAGCUGCAAGUACUCACUGGAAUUCCUAAACAAUGGAACAGAUCCACACGCGCUGUUGUGUCAGACGGUGGUGAAGGUGUUGUCUCCAGAUGAUGGGAAGCUCCGUAUUGUACAGGCAGCACAGCAGCUGUGUAAGGCUGUGGAGAAGAAAGAGAGGACAUCCAAAGACAUUGACGUCACUGUGCUGGACUCUUUACUGCGAGAGUCGAAGAACGUCCCAGACCCAGACCUGGUGCUGAAGUUUGGUCCAGUGGAUAGUACGCUUGGUUUUCUGCCUUGGCACAUUAGAUUAACAGAGUUCAUCUCUUUGCCUUCCCACAAAGACGUCUCUUACGAGGACUUCCUCAGUGCCCUGCGGCGCUACGCAUCCUGCGAGCAGAGAGUGGGGAAGUGAGCCAACCUUCACAGUGGAGAACAGAAGUGAAGGAACACGGCAGAGAGGAGAAGAGAAGAGGAGGAGUGGGUGAUCCCUCUCUCUUUCGGUUUACAGUACAAGCAGCAGAGCAGCAACAGCAUCCAGACUGUACAUCUUUCCACACAUACACACACACACACACACACACACAUACAUGGCUCGCUCCAACAUCUGUGACUGUGUGGCUCUGUGUGAUUCUGUGAGAAUGUGACUUUGGGUGUGUGUGUGUGUGUGUGUAUGUGUGUGUGUGGGCAGUACCUGCGGGUGUGUGAGAGCUGUGCAUGUGUGUCUUUGUCCAGUAGUUGUGUUUGUUUGUGUGCGUGUGAGAGCCUCUUCUGCUGCUGGGUGUAUUUAUUAUACAUCCUGCCAAGGUGACUGAGCAUGGAGCUCCAUCCACUGACCUAAACAAGGUCCAGCACUUCACUGCACUACAUGGUCCAGACUCGGAGCGGCUCCUGUAGCCCCAGGACUGUGGUCAGUGCGGUUUAAGGACCUAGUGUAAAUCUACUGUCUGCACUGUCCUCUGCUGUAGGCCUGAAGCAGUGUGACUACUUGAAGCACUGUAGUCUGGGACACGCUGAACUUCACGAUGGAUUUACAGCCAUCCAUCUCACCCGGCAUGUCUCUCCUACGUCUGGAGGACUCAUUAAGGACUUCCGUAAUGAAGCUAAUGCAUUUCCAAUAGUCGUGCUUCAAGCUAGAGAGCUGCUUUAAAAAAAAAAAAAAAAAAAAAAAAAAAUACGUGUGCAGAUUGGAUCCCACAUGUGUGGCCUCUGCAUGGGAAAAUGUGAACAGUUUUCAAUUGCGCUGGGUAUGAUUGAGUAUGUUGGUUUUGUGUGUGUGUGUGUGUUCAAUCUGCAAAUGAUUGUACAAAAAAAACAUGACCAUAUUCUACAAAUUCUCUGGAUUGUCAUCAAAGUUCUGUAUGUUCAUAAUUAUUUGCUAUUUUUUUUAAUUGAUCAAUUUUUUUUUUUUUUUUAACUACAGUUUUUUCCUCUAUUUAUUGCUCCGUCCAGUAGUGCAGUCCUCACUUAAAAAAAAAGUGUUCAGUUGCUUUGCUGUCUUUUUUUUUUUUUUUUUUUUUGAGGACGUUGUCUUUCACAGAUACGCAGAAGAUUUGUGGUGAGAAACACUACAGACUUUUAAAGCGUACUGCUAACCACAGGGGCUUGAUGAAGCCGAGCCUGUUCUAAUGUCACUAGUCUUAACACGAGCAGUCUGUCAGUAUGUGUGUUCACCACAUAGGAGGGUUGGUACAGUAGUGUUCAGUGUGAAUGCCCAAUAAAUGUUACUGAAACCUGAAACAGAAA